CCUUAGCAAUCCAAUGACUCUCUUGGGGUGAAAAAAAAUCAAUAAACCUAUGAAUCAGUAAAUCUAUUCAUUGUACUUUCUCCAGUUUAGAACCAUAUGGUAGAUUAGAUUUUUUUAAAACUUAGAUCUUUUAGCCUUUGCCAGAUGUCUUGUCACUUAAUACUGAGUAAAAUUUUCCAAGAAAAUAUGUCUUCUGUUGAGGACUGGAAAAGAAGUCAAAUUAUCUUAUAGUGGCUUUCUUUAUCAUUGCUUAUUUUAAAGUACAGUAAUCCAUAUUCUUUUAAAAUAAUUUAGAGUUGAGACAAAGAAUCAGAACUGAUCUUGCAGAGAUAUUGAAUGGAUGCUUUUUGAUGAUUCCAUUGAUUGUUUAAAAUUUAAAUGUUCUGAAAUAUAGCAUCUCAAAACUAUAUUAAAUAUUUAAAAAUAUAUAUGAAUCAAUACAUAAUCUCUUUUAGGAGUAUUUUUUUGGCUAUAUAGUACUUUUGUAUAAUUUGUUUUUCACUUGUGUUUGUCCAAGCUUUUUAUUUAUUUGUUACAUACAGUAGGUAUGUGUUUCUGAAUGUUUUACUGCUCAGGAUUCAGCACCACUCUUUUAAAUAUGUGCUUAUAGAUAGGUAACAAUAGUAGAAAUUUUAAUUAAAGCAGUUUCCUGGAAACUGAAAAAAAAAUAUAUGCAUAGCUUUUUAAGUAUCCCUUUGAAAAUGCAGGUUGAUUGCUGCUGCUGACAAUGUUCAGCCCUGUCCUUUGGGACCUCUUUGAGGAUAAGAACACAUUCACCAGUCUGUAAGAUCAAAAGUAAACAAGAGAAAGGAAGACUUUAAGAAAGCUUGCAUCCUUCUUGGAAGAAAAUAUCAGUCUUCCAUGGAGAAUGAACAUUUGCAUGCAAAAAUUAUAAUAAUCUCUUAUAAAUAAUAAUAUAAAAGAUAUGUUAUUCUAUUGUAUAGCUUUUAAAAAUUAUGGUGAAAAUAAUGGUUGAUUGUUAGUAUAUGAAUAUUUAACAAUUUAUUAUUGAAGAGAAAUGAAUAUUACCUAUUUUAUUUUUUCACUUUUUUAAAGAUCUUGAAAACUAAGAAAGGACUUUUCCUCCUGAUUUUUUUAUUUUAUUGAUGUAGUAAAAACAUUGCACCAUUGCAUCUGAAUAACACAAACAUGUUUGUUUUACCAAUCCCGCAUUAAGAAGUUUCAUCAGGCAGUUACUUUUCCACAUGCAGCUGGAGUGCAAAAUAUAUUUUUCACAUGUUUUUGCAUGCAUUUUUUCUAUGAAUUUAAUAUUUAGAUAUAAAAAGCUUCAUAUAAGGAAUUGUUUUUCAUGAAUAUAGCAAAAGUCAAUCAAUUUAUAUAAUAUUGCAGUCCCAGACUAGUUUGUGUAAUUAUUUCUUGGGCUGCUUCAUCAUUCCAAAAUUUGAUAUUGAUUCAAACUUUUUUUAGAAAGUUUUCAGAGGUGUGUAUGGGGGGGAUAGUCUACUAAUUUGUUGUACCUAAAUCAACUGCUAAAUUGUCCUAAGCCUGUGCUUAUUCUAGCUACAUUUUUAUGGACUAGAAAGAUACCUUUAUAUUUUAGAUUAAAAAGUGGUAUUGAAUCCCUUUCUCUCAACAAGUACAUAGAGGCUGAUUGGUUUCCUGGGAAAUCUUCAAAUUUUCAUGUCUUUUUACAGUGCUGAGCAUUUUAACUGAAGGCACUGGGUGAAUUGCAAAGGGCUUAGCCAAUUCCUCCAGAUUCCCUGCAUGAUUCCUUGAGCAAGCCAAACAUGCUUGUAGUGUUAUUUUCUUAAAAGUGACUGUAAUCAGUGGACUCAUCAUGUUCUUCCUGUUCUUCUCAGAGCUCCAAUACUAUCUUACAAAGGAGAUUCACCCAGAAUUAUAUGUUGAUAAAUCAAGGGGAGAUAAGCUACGGAUAAAUAUAGACAUUGCUUUUCCACAUAUGCCAUGUGCUUAUUUGAGCAUUGAUGCAAUGGAUGUGGCUGGAGAGCAACAAUUAGAUGUUGAGCAUAAUCUCUUCAAACAGCGCUUGGAUAAAGAUGGCAAGCAUGUGACUCCAGAAGCAGAAAGACAUGAGUUAGGAAAAGAAGAGGAACUAUUCUUUAAUCCAAAUUCAUUAGAUCCUGAACGCUGUGAAAGCUGUUACGGAGCAGAAUCCGAGGAUAUCAAAUGCUGCAAUAAUUGUGAUGAUGUGAGAGAAGCAUACAGGCGGCGAGGGUGGGCCUUCAAGAAUCCAGAUACUAUAGAACAGUGCAAGAGAGAAGGAUUUAGCGAGAAAAUGCAGGAGCAGAAAAAUGAGGGAUGCAAAGUAUAUGGAUUUUUAGAGGUCAAUAAAGUAGCUGGGAAUUUUCACUUUGCACCAGGAAAAAGCUUUCAACAGUCUCAUGUUCAUGUUCAUGAUCUUCAGAGUUAUGGACUUGACAAUAUAAACAUAACACAUUUUAUCAGGCAUCUUUCAUUUGGGAAGGAUUAUCCAGGCCUUGUGAACCCACUUGAUGGAACAAUUGUCACAGCUCAUCAAGCUUCGAUGAUGUUCCAGUAUUUUGUAAAAGUAGUCCCCACUGUGUACAUGAAAGUUGAUGGUGAGAUGGUAAGGACAAAUCAAUUUUCAGUAACAAGGCAUGAAAAAAUAGCUAAUGGACUAAUUGGAGAUCAAGGCCUACCUGGUGUGUUUGUGCUAUAUGAGCUUUCUCCCAUGAUGGUGAAAUUAACGGAGAAGCACAGGUCCUUUACACAUUUUCUCACAGGCGUCUGUGCCAUUAUUGGAGGAGUGUUUACAGUUGCAGGACUCAUUGAUUCUUUGAUCUAUCAUUCGGCUCGAGCCAUUCAGAAGAAAAUUGAACUUGGAAAAACUACAUAGAUUAGAUUCU
This is a messenger RNA of Crotalus tigris (Tiger rattlesnake), 2849 nucleotides long. RefSeq names its product ERGIC and golgi 3 (gene ERGIC3). Gene Ontology annotation, cellular component: Golgi membrane; endoplasmic reticulum; COPII-coated ER to Golgi transport vesicle. NCBI's taxonomy places the organism in Eukaryota, Metazoa, Chordata, Lepidosauria, Squamata, Viperidae. The record is from RefSeq and is a predicted model, not a curated record. Bases 1799 to 2839 code for a protein of 346 amino acids. Gene Ontology annotation, biological process: endoplasmic reticulum to Golgi vesicle-mediated transport; retrograde vesicle-mediated transport, Golgi to endoplasmic reticulum. The transcript is spliced from 13 exons.